Messenger RNA from Mauremys mutica (yellowpond turtle), 2574 nucleotides. It is a transcript of the gene STX3, whose product is annotated as syntaxin 3. Lineage: Eukaryota; Metazoa; Chordata; Testudines; Geoemydidae. Bases 350 to 1210 code for a protein of 286 amino acids. Gene Ontology annotation, molecular function: SNARE binding; SNAP receptor activity. Gene Ontology annotation, cellular component: endomembrane system; postsynapse; presynaptic active zone membrane. The record is from RefSeq and is a predicted model, not a curated record. The transcript is spliced from 11 exons. Gene Ontology annotation, biological process: synaptic vesicle fusion to presynaptic active zone membrane; intracellular protein transport; exocytic insertion of neurotransmitter receptor to postsynaptic membrane.
CUGUCUUUCCUUCCCCUCCCUCCUGCCUGCCUCCUCCCUUCCUCUGUAUGUCAUUGGGGAUUAGCAGCUGGGGCCAGGCCAGCUCGGCAGCGCCUGGCAAUCCGCUGCGCACGACCGCACGCAGAGGCACAGAGACCACAAAUAAACGAGGAGGGGACGGGUCUCGAGUUAUUUUUUUUUAUGGUCUAAUGAGCCUCCCGCCCCCUUUCUAGCCUGGGCGGGAAGAAGGCGAAGAUCCGUCCCCCGGGCCUCUGCGGGCGCUAGGACUUCCUGGAGCGAAGCCGGCCGCCUGGGAAGCGCCGCUGGGAGCCUUCGGCUGCUGGGAGGAGCCGCGGGGCGCCGGGGCACCAUGAAGGAUCGGCUGGAUCAGCUCAAAUCCAAGCAGGACCAGGAUGAUGAUGCUGACGAUGUGGAGAUUGCCAUCGAGAACACGGGGUUCAUGGAUGAGUUCUUCUCCGAGAUUGAAGAAACCCGACAAAAUAUCGAGAAAAUUGCAGAGAAUGUGGAGGGGGCAAAAAAGCUGUACAGUAUCAUCCUGUCCGCCCCCAUCCCUGAGCAAAAGACAAAAGAUGACCUGGAGCAGCUCACGGCAGAGAUCAAGAAAAUAGCCAACAGCGUCCGAAACAAGCUUAAGAGCAUGGAGCGGAGCAUCGAGCAGGAUGAGGUCCAGUCGUCAGCGGAUCUGCGGAUACGGAAAUCCCAGCAUUCUGUCCUCUCCCGGAAGUUUGUUGAUGUGAUGACCAAGUACAACGAGGCACAGGUCGACUUCCGGGAACGUAGCAAAGGGCGGAUCCAGCGGCAGCUCGAGAUCACUGGGAAGAAUACGACAGAUGAGGAGCUGGAGGAGAUGCUAGAGAGUGGAAACCCCUCAAUAUUCACAUCUGGGAUCAUGGAUUCACAGAUCUCGAAGCAGGCGCUGAGUGAGAUUGAGGGGCGGCACAAGGACAUUGUGCGACUUGAGAGCAGCAUCAAGGAGCUUCACGACAUGUUCGUGGACAUCGCCAUGCUGGUGGAAAACCAGGGAGCCAUGAUCGACCGCAUAGAGACCAACAUGGACCAGUCGGUGGGCUUUGUGGAACGGGCCGUGGCUGAUACCAAAAAGGCUGUGAAAUACCAGAGCGAGGCCAGAAGGAAGAAGAUCAUGAUCAUGAUCUGUUGUAUCAUCCUGGCCAUCAUCCUGGCUUCCACCAUUGGGGGCAUCUUCGCCUGAGUGCCCAUCUCCUGCCAUCCGCCCACCACAGAUGGAUUUGCAGAUGGCCUUUCACCGUUCUUCCACUCCGCACGCUGGUGCCACCCGUCAAAUGUUCUUUCCCAUCUGGAUUUCUCACCAGCUCUACCUCUGACUCUUUAUGGAGAAGUCACAGGCCUGGCUAGUGGACCCUACCUGUCAGAUGUUCACCAUUCAGAGAGUUCCUGGCUGGAGGGGCAGAGGAAGCCAGAAUAGAACAGGGAGGAUGGGCUGCAAAGACAGAACCAAACAAGACACCACGGGGAUGAUGCUAGCUGACACUAAAGGAAGUUCAUCUUCCAAUGUAACCAUUUUCAGACUCCAUGUUUAUUGGCUGUUUAAAGUGCUUCUAAAUAUCAACCUUUUAGUUCAACUCUGUUCUCAGUCCUAGUGGCUCCUUCUGCCCAUUUGUGGGUGGAGACUGACUAGCCGGCAGAGGACAUCUGUUCAAUGGAAUGUGUAUGCUCAGCACAAACUUACUGAAGGGUGGGGAAUGGCACAGUCCUGCUUAUGUUGCUCUGGGAGGCUCAGUUAUCCUCCUUGGUGGCCAGGGAUUAAAGACCGCAUCUGACAUUGUAACUGUCAAUACAUCAAAAGUGUAAUCAGGCACUGAACUGUGAGAACAUCUUUCCCCAGAUGAGCAACAUAGCUGUUUUCUCUCUCUGAUCCUUGUGACCCCCUAUUUCUCUGGUUCUUUCCCAGUCCACUCUUGCUGCUGAGGGUGGGAAUCAGAACAUGCUUGACCUGAAUCACUAAUACUUAGAAGGCAUAAGGACCUUCACUCACUCAGCUAGGGUCUCUUAGGCACAAUAUAGACUCUAUUUCCCUUGUUAAUCUGUGGGAUAGUCUCAUUUAUCCUACAGCAAAAUCUUUCACCUGAAAAUUUGUCACUUAUUUUGAAACCCCAAACCGUGUCAACUUGAGUGUAUUUGUUUGGUUUUCCCUCUCCUUGGAUAAAUCAUUUCUGCAGUAGGCAGGAGUGACUUGGAUACUGUCACUCCAUACAUCUCCUGAUGCUUCUGUUCCUUUGGGUCCUUCCUUGUCUAUCCACAUGAGGAAAGCUCUAAGGUUACUUUCCCCUACAUUACUCAUACAUGAGCCAAUCAUCACUGAGAGAUUCUUCAGAGAGAGGAAGAUUUCCAUGAAAUCUAAUGAUCCCUCCCCAGUUACACAAAGGGCAAAUGACAUGUUCCCCUUAAGGGUCAGGUGUAAGUGGAGCAGAGGACUCUACCUCACUCAGUGCUUAAGAUAGCCCCCACCCUGCAUUUAUAUCAGCUGUUAUCUGUAUAGUUACUGUUUCUAAAGGCACAACCAUCUAUACAGAAGCCUCUUUCUGAAUAAAGAGU